Medioppia subpectinata is the source of this 1925-nucleotide messenger RNA. Lineage: Eukaryota; Metazoa; Arthropoda; Arachnida; Sarcoptiformes; Oppiidae. The record is from the annotation of a GenBank genome assembly.
CUAUGGGGCAAUGCAUAUACGAAAUGCCAUUUUGCACCAAAAAUAAAACUAUUUUUACACACUUUUUACCAUUUAUUACCAUUUCAUUCAUUCAUUCGCUCAACUUUUUCGCUGCCUUAAGACUAGAGUUUUAAAAAUAAUUGUUUAAAACACAUAUACUUUGAGGGAUCAAUGAAUCGAUGGUUAUAUCAUAUAACUUAUAGCACUUAAUGUACUCUAUACAUGUAUGUCUGUAUAAUUAAUGAUUGGAUUCAUUUCGUGACAUUGGAUUCACACGACUAUUAAAUGUGCCGUCAAUUUGAUUGUAUAUGAGAUCUGAAGGCAGAAUAUUCUCAGACAAAAUAUUAACUGUUUUUUAAAAAGUUCACUCAUUUUUGUGGUCAACCAUCGGAAUGGGAAACAUCGAGACUGUGGGCCCGAACGAGGCGUUGAUAGUGUCUGGCGGCUGGUGUGGAGCGACUGAACGCAAGUUUGUGAUCGGCGGUUGGGCGUGGACGUGGUGGAUGGUGACCGAUGUUCAACGCCUGUCCCUACAGAUCAUGACAUUGAAGCCCAGGUGCGAGAGCGUCGAGACGGCACAGGGAGUGCCUCUCAGUGUCACCGGUAUAGCCCAGUGUAAGAUUAUGCACGAGAAGGACUUUCUGACCAUCGCUGCCGAACAGUUCCUCGGCAUGAGUGUCCGGCAAAUUCAUCACGUGCUCAAUGAAACGCUCGAGGGUCAUCUACGCUCUAUUCUCGGCACGUUGACAGUAGAAGCCAUAUAUCGAGAUCGGGACCAAUUCGCGGCACUGGUGCGAGAGGUGGCCAAUCCAGACGUGGGCCGAAUGGGUAUUGAAAUCGUGAGUUUUACGAUACAAGACGUGUACGAUUCGGUGGAGUACUUGUCCUCUUUGGGCAAAACCCGAACGGCGGAAGUGAAAAGAGACGCCCAGACGGGGGUGGCGUUGGCCGAGAGGGACGCCGGCAUACGGGAGGCUCACUGUAAUCGGGAGUCAAUGGAAACCAAAUACAGUGCCGACACUAAGAUAGAGGACGCGCACAGACUCUUCUCGCUAGAAAAGGCCAAAUAUGAUGGAGAGGUCAACACAAAGAAAGCUGAGGCACAGUUGGCUUAUGAGCUUCAGUGCGCAAAACUGCAACAAUUGAUACGAAAUGAAGAGAUGGAGAUAGAAGUGGUCGAAAGGAGGAAAGAGAUCGACAUUCAGGAAAAGGAGAUCUUAAGGAAGGAGAAGGAACUCAUGUCUAAAGUGAAACUCCCGGCGGAAGCCGAGGCCUAUCGGGUGGAGAUGAUUGCCGGCGGCGAGCGAACCAAAACCGUGGCCGUCGCUCAGGCCGGCGCUCAACGUAUCAAAUUGAUUGGCGCAGCCCAGGCUUACGGCAUCGAAGCGGUGGGAAAGGCAGAGGCGGAACGGAUGCGGAUGAAAGCGGCGGCAUAUAAACAAUACGAAGACGCGGCUAUUCUGGCCCUCACUCUGGAAGCACUGCCGAAGAUCGCGGCCGAAGUGGCGGCUCCGUUGGCCAAAACUGAUAGCAUUGUCCUCAUUGGCAACGAUAGCGGAGGGGCGACCGACGCUCUCGUGUCACUCGUGUCACAACUCCCGCCCACUAUUCAGGCGCUGACCGGAAUUAAUGUGACCGGACUUCUGGGCAAAAUACCCGGCGCUGUAACACAAAUCUANUAUAAACAAUACGAAGACGCGGCUAUUCUGGCCCUCACUCUGGAAGCACUGCCGAAGAUCGCGGCCGAAGUGGCGGCUCCGUUGGCCAAAACUGAUAGCAUUGUCCUCAUUGGCAACGAUAGCGGAGGGGCGACCGACGCUCUCGUGUCACUCGUGUCACAACUCCCGCCCACUAUUCAGGCGCUGACCGGAAUUAAUGUGACCGGACUUCUGGGCAAAAUACCUGGCGCUGUAACACAAAGCUAA